AUGCCGCUCGACUAUCAAUCAGAAGAUGCGACGACCUCAUCGCGGAACGGAAUUCCCAAUGGAGCACUUACGGUACUAAUAAUUGCGGCAAUUGCCAUCGUAUCAGUUGUUAUCACCCUCUUCUGCAUGUUGUUCAACAAUCGGCGGGCGGCACGAAUGAGACAGAGAACACAGCAACGGCAAGCCCAAACAGUGCUCCGUCUCUCCCCAACGUCCGCUCUCUCCUCUCCAACCGACAACACAGUUCGACCGGCAGGAUUCCCACCACUAUAUAUCGUUCCACCGUCCUAUGACCCGAAAUUCGAUGCGCCUCCUUCAUACGAGGACGCAGUCAGGGUUAUGGUAGCCGAGAAUCAGAAUCAGCAGAGGACAGUCAACUUGAAUCAGACUGUUAUUACGAUCCCCGAACCAUCUACCUCCGGAUCCACGUCAUCUUCCUCUCUGGAUUCCGAUGGCGCCGCCCAAAUCGACGUUGAAAUGACUCAUCACCACGUUCCGACGACAUCGACAUCUGGAGUCACCGUCUAA
Caenorhabditis remanei is the source of this 528-nucleotide messenger RNA. RefSeq lists its product as uncharacterized. Lineage: Eukaryota; Metazoa; Nematoda; Chromadorea; Rhabditida; Rhabditidae. The transcript has 4 exons. The record is from RefSeq and is a predicted model, not a curated record. The coding region runs from base 1 to 528 and encodes 175 amino acids.